This is a messenger RNA of Propithecus coquereli (Coquerel's sifaka), 3080 nucleotides long. It is a transcript of the gene R3HCC1L, whose product is annotated as R3H domain and coiled-coil containing 1-like. NCBI's taxonomy places the organism in Eukaryota, Metazoa, Chordata, Mammalia, Primates, Indriidae. Bases 1 to 2355 code for a protein of 784 amino acids. The record is from RefSeq and is a predicted model, not a curated record. The transcript has 6 exons.
AUGCAGCAAGAAGCAGAGAGAUUCAGAGUUCGAGCCAGAAGACCUGACAUGGCACUCUAUGUACCUAAAGCUCGAAGGGGCGCGGUACUCCUUAAGACAAGUGAUGAGGACAAAAGCUGUGGUUCACCUAACUCUGUGGUGAAAGAAGAACAAAAAGAAGGCUGUCUCUCCCGAAAGGAAAUCUUUAGAGACAAAUCUGAGGCUCAAAGACUAAGUAUUAGUCCUGAUAGAAACGAACAUAAUUAUAGGGAAGGAAAGAAGUCUUCAGCAAAAUUAAGAAAAGACAUACGCCUUCAAAAAAGAAAUAAAGAUAGAGUUUGUACUAAGAGGGAAACUACUGAAUCCAAAGAAUUAUUAUCCCAAAGACAUCAGCAAAGAGCCCCAAAUACUGGGAUUAUACCUAAUGCACCUUUACAGAGACAUUUUAAACCAAAGAAGCUAGAGUGUUUGGAGGUUGAAACCACAGAUGUGACAGGGCAUGAGGGGAUGCUUCUAUCGCAGUCUUGUUCAGAAAUUAGUGAGGCUCAGGUUCUAAGCAAACCAUUUCAAAAUGUGGAAUUCUGUGAUUUCAAUAGGCACGAACUAAGUGGGGAAACAUUUGAAGCCAGGGAUUUGGAACACAGAAUUGAAACUGAUGCCAAGGUUGUAGAGAUACUGUCCCAGUCUCCUAGAGUUUUUAAUUCUGUAUUGAAACCAGAGGAUAUGACUGCAACAAUAAAACUAAGCUCUGAUUCUGGAAUUGUACAACAAGGCAUACAAACAUCAGAUGGAAUGUUGAAACUCAGCAGUGGAGGCAUCACUGCUCUUUCUGAAAGUCUGGAUGGUGUCAUUGAUCAAACUUGUGUAGACUUUGAAGCUGAGAAUGUAGGUGAUAUAGCCAGUAGUACAGGUUUCAUCUUGGAUCAGAAAGAUACAGAUUCCAUUCCUGAGACUAUGGGUCAUAUCUCUCAUAAAAUGUCUAUAGUCAGCAAAUUAGAGAGCACAAAUGGCAUUGUUGAUCCAAUAAUGUUUAAAGAGUAUGAGAAGAAUGACAGCGUUGCUGAUGAGUUCUGUGUAAAGUAUGAACCUUCCGAUAGAGCUAUCCUUGCUCAUGAAACAGAUACAGAGAAUGGAUUUAAGAGUGUAGGUGACAUUACCAAUAAAGCAUGUAUGAUGGACAUUACAGAUGCCAUAUGUGAUCAUAUAGCUGUUGGCAGCCCUCAUGUAGUUGCAGUUAGAAUAGCUGAUGAGACCGGUAACGAUACAAGUAGUUUCUCAAAAUAUAUAGGAAUGAGUGCAGAUGCAGCCCCGCUUCAUAUAGCUAGAAGUGGGAAUGACACUGAAAAUUUCAGCAAUUUGACUUCUUGCUCAGAUAUUUAUGCUGAGAGUAUUUCAUCUUGUUGUACAGAGUCAACAGGAGAGUUGACAGAGAGCCUGUCAGAUUGUGCUUCUUCCUUACCUAUAAAGAAGAUUGUUGGUGGUAAUUGUAACACUGUUUUGGACUCUGAACUCAAUAUGUUAAAUGGGACAAAAGUACUUUCAGACAUGGCCUUGGGCAAUGAUCUGGAUAGUACUGGUGAUAUAACAGAGGACUUACAUGAACUAAGAACUGCUGAAGAGUUCAAAACAAAAGAGCAGGAUGACUCAGAGAAUAUAGAAUUUGGUGUAUCCUUUCCUGAUAGAGAAUCAUUAUCUAUGCAAACAUCCAUGGAACCAAAAAUGACCAAAACUUCUCAUGUGGAGGACAGUACUACUACUGAGGAGAGCUGGGAGUCUAUGUUUAAUGAUGAUGGUGACUGCCUGGAUCCACGUCUUCUACAAGAGUUUUCAGGGAAUAUAAAGAACAGAGAAAACAUCCAGGAACCUAGAUUUGAUUAUUACAACCAGGACGUCCCUGAUAUUGACCUCAGUGACUGUGAAUUUCCACAUGUCAUUGAAAUUUAUGACUUCCCGCAAGAAUUUCGUACUGAAGACCUUCUGCGAGUUUUCUGCAGUUAUCAAAAGAAAGGAUUUGAUAUUAAAUGGGUGGAUGAUACACAUGCACUAGGAGUAUUUUCCAGUCCAAUUACAGCUCGUGAUGCGCUAGGUAUUAAACAUACCAUGGUGAAGAUCCGGCCCUUGUCGCAGGCCACAAGAGCAGCCAAGGCCAAAGCUAGAGCUUAUGCUGAGUUCCUCCAGCCAGCAAAGGAGCGUCCUGAGACUUCAGCAGCCCUAGCCAGAAGGUUAGUCAUCAGUGCCCUUGGGGUUCGAAGUAAGCAGAGCAAAACAGAACGGGAAGCUGAGCUCAAGAAACUGCAAGAAGCCCGAGAGAGAAAACGGUUGGAAGCCAAGCAACGGGAAGACAUCUGGGAAGGCAGAGACCAGUCUGCAGUUUGAACAUAAUGAAAGGGAUAAUCAGAAAAUGUUUCCAUAGUCUUCAGAUAAGAAGAUCCUUGCAGAGCUCUGUGUACAUGCAGAUAUGUAUGUUAUAGAGAAAAAGAGAUCAAGACAAGGACUGACUGGGUAUUGAAAGAAGAUAGACUCCUGUCUUCACUCCUAAAUGCAGUUCUUUGGAAUUGCCCUACUGUGGUGGGGAUAGCAGGGAGCCAUCAGCUAGGAAGAAACACAGAAGAUGUGACUUCCAAGAGUCCUCUGGACAGGGCAAGUCAUGUUAGCAUGGGUCACACUUCCAUGAUGUUUAAAACAAAUACGAAACAGAACAGAGGAUUCAAACCUGCAAUGAUGGGAGAUUUAGGCCCUGCAAAGACAGAGCAUUCCUUACUACCUGACAAAGUUGAGAGAAGCAGUGUUGGGAGCAGGGGAGGGGGCGGGUAGGGAACAGUUAGUACCAAGAGACAGAACAGUGUCUGGUGUACUUGGUAUACACAGAAGCUAUACUGCCGGUUCCAGAACUCCAAAGUUGGUGAACUGCAGCAGAUGUGGGUAUUUAGACUCCAGAGUUUGUACUGAGCUCAGUGCCUGGGGCUCUUCCAGCUGCACCACAGCCAGGGGGCAUGCCAGCUUUAUUCUUGUUAGGAAGCCAGCCUUUGGGAGCUGUGUGCCAGUUCCAGUUUAAGCAGUUAUGCUUAAGAGGGAGACAUUAAAGCCCAUUUGAUGACAUA